Messenger RNA from Oenanthe melanoleuca, 8706 nucleotides. It is a transcript of the gene PLEKHG4, whose product is annotated as pleckstrin homology and RhoGEF domain containing G4. The coding region runs from base 735 to 6851 and encodes 2038 amino acids. The record is from RefSeq and is a predicted model, not a curated record. The transcript has 23 exons. Lineage: Eukaryota; Metazoa; Chordata; Aves; Passeriformes; Muscicapidae. Gene Ontology annotation, molecular function: guanyl-nucleotide exchange factor activity.
UACAUCUCUUGCGUGAUCCCAAUGCAGUUUGUUGCCGUUGCCUGAAGCGGUCACUGCUCUCUGUUUUCCUUCUAGAAGUUAGAAAAACAAUACUUCAGAGCACUCUCCCUGUAUUUCUCGGCAUUUUACUUAACCUGCGGCGGUGCCUCAGGAAUUCGUGGAGAAACUUCCCUGGACUUAGAGAAAAGCAAGCCGAGAGGAGGCAAGGGGGGAGGAUUUUGCUGGAAACCUCUUUGGGAAGCUGGAGACUUUCUCGGGAUGCCUGCCUUAUUUUCCUCUAGCAGCUCUUCGGAUCUUCCCGGGCGAAGGCAGCUCCCUGCCACGACGCGUCUGCAUUGAGCAGGUCUGUGCGGCGGGCCAGGCGCUCCGAGGGGCGAAGAGAGCCGCGAUGCCCUAAGGAGCAGCCCGGCAGCGCUCCUGGCUCUGCCCGUGUCCGGAAGGUCGCCGCCCGGCUGGGGGAUGCGGCACCCUGCUCUCGCUAUGCCCCUUGCCGUCUAGCGCUCGAGUUGGCUGUCAGAGAAACCUUCGAGGUCCCCUGCUCAGCCCCGGUAGUGUCAUGAGUUAGAUUAGUUGGAGCUGUGCUGGGGGCGGUGAGGGCUUGGAUUACAGUCCAGAACUCAAAGUGCUUCGGUGGUUCACGUCGGAGGGGAGAGGAGACGCCCCGUCGCACACAUGGAGGAAAAAGAGAAAAAACGCUGAUUUGGAAGUGAGGGGGAAUAAAGGAGGCCGGGAACAUGGACUCGGAAUCACUGGACGGCUGCAUUCAGAGCACGUUAUCAGCACUCUACCCUCCGUUCGAGGCUACCGCAGCCACUGUUCUGUGCCAAGUUUUUGAUGUGGUGGAGAAGACGUACCGUGGGGAUGGACUACACUACCUCAUAGACUUCCUGAUUCCAGCCAAGCACAUCCUGCAGUGCAUUCAGCAGGAUGCCUGUGCUCCGUACUGCGGAUUGCUGUUUCGCCACGCGGGCUGGCCCCUGUGUAUUCAAGAGAAGAUUAUAAUCCAGCUGGCUUCCAUCGACGGGCAAAUCUUGAAGCCUGGUGACUUCUACCUGCAGGUGGUCCCCUCUCUGAAGAAGCCUCCACGAAUUGUUGUGAAAUGUUUGGGAAAAGAUAAGCAUAAUGUAGAAGAAGUGGUGAUUCCAGAAGUUUCAUAUACCUCUAUUUUUACUCUGGAAUGGUUGAGUACGUUCAAUGGAGAGCGGAUGGGCAUAGCACUGGAAAAUUGUUUACUAACCACUGAUGACAAAAUAUUUCGUGUCCCCUGGGAUAAAGUGGUUAAUCCUGAAUUUAUAAAUAAACCAAAAAUAAUUGAAAACAAUAUCAUCUCUCCAGAAAUAACAGAGGAACAUUCAAUUUUGUGCCUUCCCAAGGACCGUACUGAGUGCACUUCACCAGACCUGAAGUCUCAGUAUCUACAGGAGCUAAACCCAAAUCGAGACAACCCUGUCAUUAGCAGUACAGCUCCACAGUUCAAGGAAGCUCUGGUCAAUGGUGUCUCUACAAGUCCUAUGACUGAAGAGGACUUGACAAGUGACCUUGAAGGGGAGUACGUUGAGCUGGCAGAAGUUUCACUGCCCAGGUUUGGGCCACAAACAGGAUCUUUAACCCAGUCGCUGGCAUUAAGCUAUCUAACUCAGCCUAGGGCACGAGUGAAUGAAUCUAAAGGCAAGCACAGGUUUAUUGUCAUACAAGACAGCACCUACUCCAAGAACUUAAUUCAGUCAGCACUUAUGCAGAAGGAACACUGUCAAAUGGACACUCUGAGCACUUCUACAGAAGUUCUCAAGAAUGUUACUCCAUUGGAAGGCAACGAAGUGAUGGCACGUGGAGAACUGUCUCCAGAAGGUCAGCUGCUGCCAGUUGAUCCUGGAAGUAUGGGUGAUAACAUUCCUGUGGCUGAGCCUCCUGCUUGCUGUGCAGAAGAUUCAUCUGCAGAGCAGGAGACUCACAGUGAACACUCACUGGAUUGGCAAUACGCACUGUGCAGCUACAGUGAUGUGUGUGCUGGAGAUGCUGUCUGCUGCAAAGCACAAGUGCCUGGUGCCCCUGGAAACGUGGAGGGAGAAAGUGAUGGACCUAGUGGAAAUGCUGGUGUUGAAACAUUGGAGCAAGGCCCAGUAGUGAUUCUAGAUGCUACUGCUGCUAAAGAGGAAGUGAUGCUGGGAGUACACAUAGAACCACUGACUGAGGGUCAAAAGGAGGUGACACUGAUGGAUUCUUCUGUAUCUGUCCUAGGGCCUUUGGAACCAUGUUGCACACUAAAGGAAGAUUCUGAUGUCUCUUGCGAGGGUGUCAGUGGUAGUGUUGAGCCAGCGCAGGUCACUACAUUGCCUGAGAAUUCAGAUAUGGGUGGGGAGAGAGGCUCUCCUUCAGGGAACACAGCAGAUGUAAGUGCUUGCUGCAGCAAUAACGAAGCAAAUACCAGUUUUCCAUUAAAUCCUCCAGAAGAGAACCUAGGAGAUGUAGAUGAAUUUGAGGUGGGAAGAAGGGAUAGCCAAGAGGAAGUGAAAGAGUCUAAAGAAAUGUUGACUGUAAAUGAAAAUCUGACUAGUCACAGUCACUGUUCUGUGAAAGCUUCAGCAGAUGGAACUUUGUCAGAUGGUGAAGAGCAAGAGCAUAAAAAGGCUGAAGAAGCUGUACUACUCCAAACUGCCCUGUCAGCAGAGGGGAAUCAGAUGGCAGAACAAUUAAAUAACAAUGACUUGUUGGCUCCUGAUGCACAAGAAGACUCAAGUUUGUUCAAAACCCAGAGGUCUGGAGAGGAGUUUGAGGAACCACAAAGACUGGAAAACCAUGUCUGUGAAAGUGAAGAGAACUCUGUGCUGAACCUGGAGGGACAGGUGAAGAAUCAGGAAAGUUCUUCUUACAGGGAAAGGUUGAAGACUACAGCUUCAAAAACACUGGAGUCCAUUGAAGAGGAAUUGGAGGGUGGACCACUGUCCUCCGGACCUGCUGAGGAGCAUACAGAGCCUACCACUCUGCACUCCCAGCCAGAGGCAGCUUCUGGGGCAUCAGCUCCUAAAGGAAUGAUGUCAGAAGAGACAGAGAUGAGAAAAGAGGCAACUGGCACAGGUGUGUUGAAAGCAGUGAGUAAAAGCAGUGCCCUGGAGGAAACUUCACCACCUGUUACUCCCCCGACAUCCCCAACUUCUGGAACUGCCUGGGGUGGUCAGUUUGCACCUACCAUAGUCAAGGAUGUGAACCCAGAAGUGCUCAGGAGUGGAGUUGCCUACCUGCCUGGUACAAGAGACAAAUCAGGACGUGCAGUGGCCAUAAUAACGACAAGGAACACAGCCUGGUUAAACCCUCACUGCAAUACCACUGAGCUUGUGCGCCUUCUUCUGUACUUGCAUAGCAUCCCAAGACCAGAGUGUCAGGCUUUGGGUCUCACUGUUCUUGUGGAUGCUCGUCGCUGUUCACCCGUUCCUGCUCUCUUCAAGGCGUUCAGCACAUUGCAGGACAUGAAUCCUCACUGUAUUCAUGGAGUACUGCUUCUAGUUGAAAGAGACCUGACUUUUCGGAUGGAGAAGCCACCAGCAGGACAGUUUGAACUUCUCACCUCCAUGAAAUCCCUCCAUAAGCACAUAGACAGCUCACAGCUGCCUCUAGAACUGGAUGGGACCUUCCCAUACUGCCACCAGGACUGGCUGAACUUCCGCAGGAAGCUGGAAUACUUGCUACAAAGAUGCCAUAGUGUUUGUGCCUUCCUUCAGGGAGCUAUUAAUAAAGUGGAAUCUGCAAAAUUACCGGAAAAGGCUGAGGAUGCAGCUGUGCUGCUGAGGAAUUCAAGGCAGCUGAUGAAUAGUGUUCUUGGAGAUGCAAGUUUGGUCAAGGUACAGCAGGAAGGUGGAGCGCUCCUGGCCAGACUGGGGAAGGAGGAGUCUUGUGUCACCCUUACCCAAGACUACAGAGAUGCACUCGAUGCUGCCAGCGUGCUUUAUAAUCAAGUUGAUGAGGGCGUUCACCGACUGGUGAUGCUGUCAAACAAGCGCAUCCAGGAGCUGGAGCUGGUGAUGGAGUUUGAGAAAGUGGAAGAGUGUUUUAAGGAGGUCAGCAGUUGGAUUGAGAAUGUUGGCAGAAAACGGCUAAAGGAAACUAUCAACCUGGAUGAUUCUUUGGAGAUGCUGCUUCAAGCACAAAAGCAAUUCAAGGAGUUUGAUCUUGUUGCCAGUGAAUAUUGCAAAAGGGGACAGGAAGCAUUAAAGAAGAUGAAUCAAUGGGAAGACUUUUCCUUUGUGGAUGUGCAUUCUUACAGGGUAAAGCUGCAGUCCUACGAAGAUCAGCUGGAGGAGUUCUGCACCCAGCUGGAUGAAACAAGGCACCGAGUCUGUGAAACAGUCAGGCUGUAUGAAUUCUUUGACAAGGCAUAUGAGUGGGCCUUGGAAGGGAUGCGACACCUUGCCUGUAUCAGCAUGGAGGACUGCAGCUCCACCGAGCACUGUGCAGAUGUAAUCAAGUGCCUGGAGAGUUACAAGGGGCAGCACCCAGACAUCAGUGCUGCCCGAUUCCAGGAGAUGAAGGAGCUGGCUUGUGAGCUGAAGAGUGACAAGGGGCUCAAGCAGUGGAAAUUUGCAUGGUCUAAAUGCCAGGAGACUAAGCUGGUUUUUGAAAAGAAACUCGAAGCAGCCUUGAGAACAAGGAAGUCUCUGCUGUCAGACCGCAGCCCAGUUGUCGGGGAGCAGCCCCAGGCUGGCAGUGAGACUGGCCCUCUGUCCCACCGGAGGCACUCUGAGGGGGCCACCUCCAGGUCCAACUGGGACAGGACUCAGAGCACAUCCCAUGGCUACAGCAGAAGCAACAGCUCUCAGGAGUGGACUAAGGAGAAAGUUCCCUCGCCCUCCCUGAGCUGCCCUGGUGAUUUCAGUGCUGGGGAAGUGUUUGUCUGCCAAGCUGCUCUCAGCCCUGGUCCUCACUCAGGCAGAAUUCCUUUCACCAGCAGGGCUUGUAAGUCUCCAACACUGCCUGAAGAAAAGCCAAACCUGGAGAGCAUAUUAGAAACCCCAGAGUUGAAGCAGUCUUCUACAUCCACUCCAGUCCCUGGGAAGCUGCCUCCCAGGAGGGUCCUCCGGAAGGCCCAGAGCUUUGACCUUCCUUGUGGUGAGAGCCUGUGGUCGAGCUGCCAGAGGAGCGAGCCGGCCAGAUACGGCAACACUGGAGUCUUCAUUAAGGGGCUGGAGGUGAGCAGCACUGAGCUGGUGGACAGGACGUUCGCUCUGCGGCAACCAGCUGUGAGCAGCUGGGCUGCAGACUGCCUGCUGGAGGGACAGAGGGGCUGCCUCUCCAGGUCAGAAGCCAAGAGCUGGGGCAGCAAACUGCGGCACAUCAUCGAUGAGAUGGUGACCACGGAGCGGGAGUACGUGCGGUCACUUCGCUACAUCAUCGACAGCUACUUCCCUGAGAUGGAGCGCCUCGACCUGCCCCAGGACCUGCGGGGGAAGCGCAGCGUCAUCUUUGGGAACCUGGAGAAGCUCUAUGACUUCCACAGCCAAUACUUCCUUCGAGAGCUUGAGAGCUGCUGCAACCACCCACUGAGGGUCAGCCACUGCUUCCUGCGACACAAAGACCAGUUUGGAAUGUAUGCACUGUAUAGCAAGAACAAGCCGAAGUCAGACUCGCUGCUGGCCAGCCAUGGGAAUACCUUCUUUAAGUUCAAGCAGGUGCAGCUGGGGGAUAAGAUGGACCUGGCCUCCUAUCUGCUGAAACCCAUCCAGCGGAUGAGCAAAUAUGCCCUGCUCCUGAAGGACCUGAUCAAAGAGUGCAGCGAGGCACAAGAGCAGGAGCUGAGCCAUCUCCGUGCUGCUGAGGAGAUGGUGAAGUUUCAGCUCCGGCAUGGAAAUGACCUGCUGGCCAUGGAUGCCAUCCGUGACUGUGAUGUAAAUCUGAAGGAGCAGGGGCAGCUGGUGCGGCAGGACGAGUUCACCAUCUGGCUGGGCCGCAGGAAGUGCCAGCGACACGUCUUCCUCUUUGAGGACCUCAUCCUCUUCAGCAAGCCCAAGAGGAUCGAGGGUGGCUUUGAUGUGUAUAUCUACAAGCGCUCCUUCAAGACUGCAGACAUUGGUCUGACAGAGAACUCCGGAGACAGCGGCCUGCGCUUUGAGAUCUGGUUCCGAAGGCGGAAGUCCAGUGACACUUACAUCCUCCAGGCCAGCUCAGCUGAGACUAAGCAGGCCUGGACCGGUGACAUUGCCAAGAUCCUGUGGCAGCAGGCAGCCCGCAAUAAAGGUGUGAUUCCUUCCUGGAAUUCCUUCUGUGCCGCAAAAGAAAUCCGUAUGCAGGAGAUGGUUUCCAUGGGUGUGGGUAACAAGCCGUUCCUGGAUAUCAAACCCAGUGAGGCAGCUAUUAAUGACCGUGCUAUUGAUUACAUCAUGAAAGGCAGAGGUGCCAGGACCAGAGCCUCAAUUGCAGUGUCUCUGUUUGACCAUUCCAAUCCCUUCAAGAGGACACAGACUCAGCUCUCCACCAACAGCACCCCCACUGCCUACACCCCUUCCUCCUCCUCCUCCCUGCUGGGCCCCCUCAACCUCCACAUGUACCUGGACCAGGCUCUGCUGCCAGGAGUCCUGGCCCCCAGACGCCCCUUUGACAUCAGCACUUGCAUCGAGGAAGAUGAGCUGGAGCACGAGACGAGCAGCCAGCCCUCAAUGACAACAGAGAGUUCAGAGUCCUCGCACUGCAUGUCAGCCACUGGCUCCAGUGGCUCCGACAGUGGCUGUGUCUCCAGCGUCCCACAGGAAAGCUUCUGUGAAGACAUGGGCUCGCCUCCCUACAUGCCUGUAGGCCCACAGCACAUCUCUGCCAUGGAGGGCAGGCCCAGGUUCACAAACAGCCAGUACAUUUCUGCAGUUUGAUUGCCAUUUCAAACUCACUGAAGACCCCAGGCCUCUGACCAGCAGAAGGAGACAGUCUUCAUCCAUGAAGAUAUGUUUUGUCCAUUAUCAGGCUCUUUCAAACAGCCCAAAACCUGGCCUCUGCCUGAGGCGAAGUCCCAGGAAGGCUUCUGUCAACUAAAUGUAAUAGCUUUGGUGUUGGAUGGGACCUUGGGCGUUUAAAACUCGUUAGCCCUAUAUUUAUAAGUAAUAAGUAACAUAGCAGUUUGGAAAAAAAAAAAAAAAGUAUUAUUUUUAAAGAUAUGAGUUGUACAGAUUUUUAUUACAAGUGAUUCUGUUAUUAUUUGUUGUGUAAGCUGCACAUUUUAUAAAGUUUUUGGAAGGGCAUGAAGAGAAAUUGAGGUAUUUAAAAAAAGUAGUAUAACUUUCUGUUUCAGGGUUAUAUUGACCUGAAGCUCAAGAUUUAAUGUCCUUCCUUAUGUUCUAAAUAUGUCUAUUAUAGCAAUAAUUUAUUUCCUUGGCUUAACACUUUCAUUCUAAUAAAAGCAAUUUCAUUGUUAUGAAUUGUUUCUUCAGAUGGUUCUUCCAGUGCCUUGGUGCUGAGCUAAUCUCUCUCAUAGCCAUCUGUCAGCCUCUGCCACUCUGCCUGUGCCACCUCUGCUCUAAGUGACUGCCAGCUCCACCUGUAAAUCCUCAGUGCAUUCCCCAGAGAAGGGGGAGAUGCCCAGGCAGAGACUCCCCUGAUGCCAGACAAGUGAGGGACUUUGGAGCAGCCAGCAGAGGUGUCAGCAGGAGUGAGGAAGAGGGAGCUCUCUGGUGGAGCUCAGGAGGCACCAGCAUUCCUGGCUCUGAUUUUAGCCUCUUGCCCCCUGUAGCUGCUGUCCCAGUGCAAGUCUCUUUCUCACCCUGCUGGCUUAGGUUCCUGUGGCUUAGUUCAGGCUCCAUUGGCUUUGUCCUGGCUGUGCCCCUGGUUUUGGAGUGACAGGGACUGGCUCCUUGCUUCACCUCUGACUCAGCCCCUCUUCUGGUACUUCAGUCCCACUGUCAUGGCUUGUUUGAGGAGCUUUGGAUGGUGCUGGCAUUCGAGACCAACAGGUUUUGAGUGUAAUGGGUUGAUUAUAAAGCUGAACCUUAAGUGCAUGUUGUUUGAAGUUUCACAGUGUAACUGGAGGAUAAAUGAGCCCUGUGUUCUAAGGUGGCUUUUUCAUGAGUAAUAUCCAAGGUCACGCUGUGGCUGUGACACCCUCCCUCUGUUUUUGAAAAUUAGCAUUUUUGAAACAGUAGUUACUUGGCUGCCAAGUUCCUGUUUAAUUGUGGUUUAUGCAGGGCUGUAAAUCAGGCUCCUGCAGGUGUGAGAGAAGUGCCACAUUUGGCCUGAGGAAGAAGAUGGAGUAGUAAUUUAUUUAACUGCAGUUUUCUCCCCUUGGCAGACUGGGGUGCUACACCCCACAGCCACCCUGGAGGCAGUGUUCCUUCAAGUUUGGAAAUUCCUGUACUGUAUAUAAAACACUUGUUUAUUUUUAAUAAGCUGGAUGUUUUUAAACCUUGUUCUUUUUUCAGACAGCAAAGAAAAUACAGUCUGACAUCUUUGUACAAAGUUGUGUGGGAAGCAGUUAUACAGGGAAUAUUUUACAAGUUACUAUUUUGAGAUAAUUGCUGGGUUAAUGCAAGGGUUUGGGGCUGUCAAGACAGCAGUAGCUCAAGUCACAAGAGGGAGAGAACUUACUAAUGCAACAAAAGGAACAUGAAACUUCUGGAAUUUCUCAGUUUCAAAGGUUUCUAAAUUGCUGGAAAAAACUUUAGUAUUGUUUACCUGACACUCGUUUUUUCAGGGUUUGAUUGAUUUGUCUAAUAAAGGUUAUUUUCUUUAUAUGAA